AAUAUUGCUUGUCAGAAAAAAGAGCAAGUGUUCAGCUUUUUUCCUCGGCUUCGUGUCGACAGUCGUUCUCUGCCUGUGGAGAAGGGUGGUUGUGUCAUUUCAUUGCGCUUGCAGACUCACUUGGACACAUAGCGACGUUCGUGUACCCUCCUGUGAGCCUCAUCCACGAUGCUACGGGCAGCGAAUUGCCUGCGUCGCUGCGGGUCGUUCGUGAGACCUCCUGCCUUGGUCAGGAGCCAGGCAACGCAAGCUGCACCUGAUUUGGUGGAGGUGUUUGUGGAUGAGCGUCCUGUUCUUGUCGAGCCCGGCACAACGGUCUUGCAGGCCUGUGAAAGGGUUGGUGUGGAGAUUCCACGUUUCUGCUAUCAUGACCGUCUCUCAGUGGCCGGCAAUUGCCGAAUGUGUCUGGUGGAGGUUGAAAAGUCACCAAAGCCUGUUGCAGCAUGUGCCAUGCCGGUGAUGAAGGGCUGGCGUAUAAAAACCAAUUCGCCAGCAACAAAGAAAGCUCGGGAGGGAGUGAUGGAGUUUCUUCUUGUCAAUCAUCCUCUGGAUUGUCCAAUCUGUGAUCAAGGAGGUGAAUGUGACCUUCAGGAUCAGUCGAUGGCGUUUGGAAGUGAUCGCUCUCGCUUCACCGAUAUUGCUUUUGAGGGGAAACGGUAA
Molecule: messenger RNA, 660 nt
Organism: Sycon ciliatum
Lineage: Eukaryota; Metazoa; Porifera; Calcarea; Leucosolenida; Sycettidae
Product: NADH-ubiquinone oxidoreductase 75 kDa subunit, mitochondrial-like
Biological process (GO): ATP synthesis coupled electron transport; cellular respiration
Cellular component (GO): membrane
Molecular function (GO): NADH dehydrogenase (ubiquinone) activity; iron-sulfur cluster binding
Source: RefSeq, a predicted model, not a curated record